AUGAAAGCUCUCGUCCUCGGAGCAACCGGCGGGUGCGGCGCGCCCUGCCUCCUUCGCCUGCUCGAGCGCGGCGUCGAGGUCACAGUCAUCGUCCGCUCGGCCGACCGCCUGCCGGCGGCAGCCAAGGGCCACACGAAGCUGAAGGUCGUGGUCGCGCCAGAGGGUCACCUGGCGCUGCGCGUCGAUGAGUUUGCGGCACACCUGCGCGGCGCCGACGCCGUAGUCUCGAGCUUGGGCCACAACCUCACCUUCAAGGGCGUAUACUUCCCUCCUCGCAUGCUCUGUGUUGACUCGGUGCGCCUCAUCUGCGACGCCGCGCGCCAGCUGGCGCCGUCGACGCCGCUGCGGCUGGUCGUCGUGAGCACGGAAGGCGUGGACCGGCCCGACGGCGCCGACCCGAAGCGCGGCCUGUUGGAGCGCCUGCUGCUCUCUGUCCUGUGGCUCCUCCUGCCGCCGGUCGGCGACAAUGAGGCCGUGCUGCCCUAUCUGCACACCGAGGCGUCGGCCAACCCGCACGUCGACUUCGUGGCGGUGCGGCCCUCUGACAUGGUCGACGGCGACGAGCGGCCGUACAGCGUCUUCGCGACGCUCCAGAAUGGGAUCUUCAACGCCGGCCAGUCGACCAGGGCCAACGUCGGCGCGUUCAUGGCCGACCUGGUGACGAAGACCGAGGUGUGGACCAAGUGGCGGAACGACUGUCCACAGCUGCUCGACGACACGAAGAAGGCGGCGUGA
Molecule: messenger RNA, 735 nt
Organism: Emiliania huxleyi CCMP1516
Lineage: Eukaryota; Haptophyta; Isochrysidales; Noelaerhabdaceae
Exons: 2
Coding region: 1-735 (244 amino acids)
Source: RefSeq, a predicted model, not a curated record